GCUGCAACCACACACUGAAAAUCAAGCCAAUUACAACCAACAAAGAACAACAAUAUGAUUCGACAUUUGAAACUUCCCCAUCGAGGCAAAUAGGAAGACAUGAUUUGAGUUUUGGGGGAUUUCUCUAUCGACUGACUAGACAAAGUAAGAAGAAGGUGUGGACAUGGUUGCUGAUCGCUGAAGGAUCUGACGAAUGGAGAAGAAAGAGGUCGAGAUGUCGCGUCGAAGCAGAGGACGCACAAUUGCUAUCCGUUUGCUAGAGGAACUGACGAAGGGAGAAGAUCCUGCGGAUUUCGCGACGGUGAAGGAGGGGAAGAGUCGCUCCAGAAUCCCUCAUGCGCUCUGGAAGCUUGAUCCAACCGCCGUCGAGCGAUCGAUGUCGGGGUUGAUUCACGCCGGAGUUCCUUGUUCAGGGGUCGGGGGCUUUGCGUAGGCGGAGGACUCUGUACGAUGCAAAUUUUACAAACAAACACUUGGGUUAGAGAAAUAAAUAAAUAAUCACUUUUGCUAGGGAAAUAAAAUAUACAGAAUAAAUAUUAAGAGUGUUUUAUUGGUAAAUGAUGGGUAAUUGUGUCAUUUCUCGGCUCAUUUAACAGUAACUUAACGGAAAAAUAGAUGGAAGGGUAAAAUUGUUACGUUUUAAUACUAGAAGGGUAUGUUCGUGCAAAAAUUUAGUAGAGGGGCACAUUUGUUAAUUCGUCAAAGUAGAGGGGUACAAAAUGCUAUUAACCCUUCUUUAAUUUGUAAUAAUUUGAUAAUAAAACUUUGCACUUAAA
This is a messenger RNA of Linum trigynum, 776 nucleotides long. The record is from the annotation of a GenBank genome assembly. Lineage: Eukaryota; Viridiplantae; Streptophyta; Magnoliopsida; Malpighiales; Linaceae.